AUGGGUGUGGGGUAUUUAUCAAUAUCAGCAGUCUGUACAGUGUUGAGCUUUAUAGGCCUCCAAUAUUGGACAGAAGUUUCUUAUGUGAAACUAAAGUCAGAUGGUUUAAUGGGUGAAAACCUUCUCCACCCUGGUGUUGCCAACCGUGUAUUGGAACUGUUGUUGAGUUCUUAUACCACAAUUGCAUUGGUGGUCAACUUUUUCCUCAACAUUUUUAUACUCAUCAUCCUCUCUCUUAAGGAAGUCGAACAACUUGCAAGACAGUUUCUUUACAACCCAUACAAAGUGGUGAUUGGUUCACAAGACUUAAAAGCUAACCAUUCGAUUCAGCAACAUGUGGAUAUUGUUAGUGAGAAUCAAAAGUACAACAAAUUGGUGAAACUGUUGGAUGACAUCAUGGAUGGGAGUAGAAUUCUAAUUUUUAUGGACACGAAAAAAGGGUGUGACCAAAUCACCCGCCAGCUCAGAAUGGACGGGUGGCCCGCAUUAUCAAUCCAUGGAGAUAAAAGUCAAGCAGAAAGAGAUUGGGUUUUAUCCGAAUUCAAAGAUGGUAAAAGUCCAAUAAUGACAACUACAGAUGUGAAGGAUGUGAAAUAUGUGAUAAAUUAUGAUUUCCUGUGUUCCUUGGAAGAUUAUGUUCAUAGGAUUGGGAGAACAGGAAGAGUCGGGGCUAAAGGGACAGCAUACACUUUCUUUACAGCAGCAAGUGCUCGGUUUGCUAAGGAACUUAUUACCAUACUUCAGGAGGCCGGUCGGAAUGUCAACCCUGAUUUAGCGGCAAUGGGGCGUGGUGCACCUCCUCCACCCUCAGGUUCGUUUCUCCGGGCCAUGGGGGUUUUCGUGACGGAUGAGAAGGGUGUGAAGGAUGUAUUGCAGGAUAAGUUGGAUAAGGAACUAAAGUUUACAGCUUAUUCCAUGUGGCGGUGGACAAUACUGAGACAACUUGUAAUGUUGAUGAUAGCCAAAGCUGAACCCCAACACAGUACUUUGAUGGAACUUGUUCGAGUUCUUGCUCUAUCAUUUUCAGAUGAUGGAAAACGUGUUAAGGUUUCUGUUCAAGGAUCCAUGGGAGAAGGAGAACUUGCAGGAAUGCCAUUACAGCUUGCAGGAACAAGAAAGAUUUUGGAGUACAUGGACUGGGGUAAUGAUGGAGCCAUGGGGACCUUCAUAAACAUUGGUGCUAUAGGUUCUGACAGCUCUAGCAACCUCCUUCCAUGCCCUGAAGCCUCUCAAAGUUCCUGCAUCAGAUUUUCCGAAAGUGUUUGCACGAUGUUCCCUUCAGAAACGUCUUUCCCCGACCCUAAUGAUGCCCCUUUUCCUUUAUCUCUUCCAGCAGGUCACCGAUGGGAUACUUCCGGUGGAUGA
Molecule: messenger RNA, 1365 nt
Organism: Lactuca virosa
Lineage: Eukaryota; Viridiplantae; Streptophyta; Magnoliopsida; Asterales; Asteraceae
Source: the annotation of a GenBank genome assembly